Molecule: messenger RNA, 162 nt
Organism: Besnoitia besnoiti
Lineage: Eukaryota; Apicomplexa; Conoidasida; Eucoccidiorida; Sarcocystidae
Exons: 1
Coding region: 1-162 (53 amino acids)
Source: RefSeq, a predicted model, not a curated record
AUGCCUCCGACUUCGCUCAUCACCUCUCCCUCUUCUGACCUCUCUGCAUCGGCUGCAUCGUCUGUCAGGGAGCGAGUGGCGAUGCCACCGCUGAUCACUGCUCACCCACCCUCGCCAUCGGCAGUGCCCUCAACGGCGCCUCAACGGCUGGCGACACGCUAA